Cynara cardunculus var. scolymus (artichoke) is the source of this 801-nucleotide messenger RNA. Its product is annotated as LOB domain-containing protein 15. The record is from RefSeq and is a predicted model, not a curated record. The transcript has 3 exons. The coding region runs from base 17 to 787 and encodes 256 amino acids. NCBI's taxonomy places the organism in Eukaryota, Viridiplantae, Streptophyta, Magnoliopsida, Asterales, Asteraceae.
UUUUCAGGUUUCUUGAAUGUCCAGAGAAAGGGAAGUGUAUGAUGAUGCAGGGAAGAGGAUAAAAAGAGAGGUGUUGGAUGCAUAUAUUAAUAAUAAGACAACAACAUCGAUGGGAAGAAGACAGAUAUUGAUGCCAGCAGCAGCAGCAGGAAGUUUGAACAGCAUCACACCCUGUGCCGCCUGCAAGCUUCUGCGAAGAAGAUGUGCAGAAGAAUGUCCAUUUUCACCUUAUUUCUCCCCUCAUGAACCCCAUAAGUUUGCUGCUGUUCACAAAAUCUUUGGUGCCAGCAACGUCUCUAAGUUGCUCAUGGAGGUGCCUGAAAGCCAAAGAGCAGAUGCAGCAAACAGUCUGGUAUAUGAAGCAAAUGUGAGGCUACGAGAUCCAAUCUAUGGUUGCAUGGGUGCAAUCUCUGCGUUACAACAACAAAUCCAAUCUCUGCAAGCUGAUCUGAAUGCAGUUAGGUCUGAAAUCUUGAGAUAUAAAUACAGAGAAGUUGCUGCUGCUGCUGCUAACAGUACUCAUCAUGACAUCAAUAAUAUUAUCAUCGCCUCCACUUUGGCUUCUUCUUGCCACAUCGGCAUCACGGCGGCUCAGCUGUCGACCAUCCAAGCUCCGCCAACGCCGCCACCGCCACCACAACCGUCCAUUGUCAUAUCAUCUUCUUCUUCAUCGUCGUCUUCAUCUUCUUCAUCAUCUUCUGUUCAUCUUUACGGGAUUCCUUCUAGCACUUCUGGUUAUAGUACUAGCACCAUUCCUAACAAUAAUGUAUCAAGCUACUUUGCUUGAUGAUGAUGAUGAUU